Messenger RNA from Plectropomus leopardus (leopard coralgrouper), 783 nucleotides. NCBI's taxonomy places the organism in Eukaryota, Metazoa, Chordata, Actinopteri, Perciformes, Serranidae. The record is from RefSeq and is a predicted model, not a curated record.
AGUCGGAGCAUUUUCAUCCUCCGUUGUGAUGUUUAUCCCCUGAGGGAGACACAGCGAGGCGGGAAGAAUAGUGUGUGUGUGUAUGUGUGAGUGUGUGUAAAUCUGUGUGUGAGGAUCAACAUGACGCAGUGGUGGGCUCUCCUCAUCACUGUUUACCUGUCCGUGCACCUGGCAGCCGCUCAGCACCACAGGAGAGCUCUGUAUCCAUCUGCAUAUAGGAUAAAGCGUGGGACGUAUUCGCUGGUCAACCCCACAUUCCAGCGCUCCGCGGAGGACGUCAACCUGCUUUUCGAGGUCAAUCUGCUCGCCGGAAUGCAGAUCAGCGCUAAAGACGUGCUGAUCCCAGACGAGGAGCUGGCCUCCCUGAGGGCCGUGGAGAAGCUGGAGGUCCUCUGUGAGGAUGUCCUGCCCAAGAGGCUCUCGGAUAUUCGGCGUCUGACGGCGGAGCUCGCCCAGCGCCGGCAGGCCUCUGAGCUGCAGGACUUUGAGAGAACGGUGCUGACCCUGGUGUACGCCACUCAGACGCUGGCUCGGGGCAGCGGCCCGCAGCAGAGGGAGGCGUGGACGGACGCUCAUUCAUCUGAUGCCCAAGCGGCUGGCGAUGAACGCGUUGAGGGACUGAUGGAUGAGGAGGUGAAGAAUGCAGUGUGGUUUGAUUGGCAGCCCCGCCCUGAUAAGAGUUUCACCUGUUCCUCCCAGGUCCUGCAGUCCGGCCUCCUGCAGUCCGAACUCAUGCAGUCGCCUACCAUGCCAGUCGCCUCCUGCAGUCGCCUCCUGCAGUAG